AACCUAUCCCCUCACACUUUGAGCCAGUCAAUUCAAAACUUGACCCUCUCUUUCUUAUAUAUAUAAAAAUAGUACGUACGUCAAGCAACUGUAUGUGAAUUUUUAUGGCUAAUCCGUAUGGCAACGUGCCCAAAGGAAAUGAUGAGCAGCCAUCUGGUUAUUCCAAUUCCAACCCACCUUUCUCUAUUCAACUUCCCCCAACUAGCAGCUUCUCCAUUGUCAAUGAUCAAGGGUAUCAAGACCUCUCCUCCUUGCCUGGGCACGGCCUCCGUUCUCCGACCGGUGGUGGGUCCAUUUCUUCGCCUAGGAGACACCCGCUGUACCGAGGGAUCCGGUGCCGGAGCGGGAAAUGGGUGUCCGAGAUUCGAGAGCCUCGAAAGUCUACACGGAUAUGGCUCGGCACGUAUGCUAAGCCCGAGAUGGCCGCCGCUGCCUACGACGUGGCGGCCAUCGCCCUAAAGGGGCCUGAUACUGCGUUGAAUUUCCCCAACGCCCUAAUCACUUAUCCGAUCCCGGCUUCUUCGGCUGCCAGUGACAUAAGGGCUGCGGCAGCUAGGGCAGCCGCGUCUAGGGCGGAGAGCAUUGGGGCGGGGGAGAGCUCAUCGGCGGAUCGGGGUGAAAAUGCGGAUAGGUCACGAUGUGGUCGUGGUCGUGGUCGUCGUGGUGCUGGGGUGACGUCAUCAGAGGACGGUGGCGGAUGUCUAGAGUAUAUGGACGAGGAAGCGCUGCUGAAUGUGCCGAAUUUGCUAGCGGACAUGGCGGAGGGAAUGCUGUUGAGCCCACCGAGAGAACCCGCCAAUAAUUCGCCGGAAAAUUCGGACGGAGAAAGUCUUUGGAGCUAUUAAUCAUCCGAGGCCACAGCUCACUCAAAAAUCCAAAGUGUCACUCCUCAAUAAACAACUAUCCGAUCACAAUUGAGGGUAUGUAUUACGAUGAUACGAAUGAUUGAUUUAAAUUAUGAAUAAGCAGGUAUUAGCGAAAUCAAGAACGUACUGGCAGCGUGUGCAGACGUCUUCUUCCUUUUUAUUUUGGCUUUGGCUGGAUGUAAAAAUGUGUGUCUGAAUCUGAGUUUCUUUCGGUGUGUUUUUCGGUGGCCGGAUCGAUGAUCGGCCAUUGUGGAUCUGAAAUCGAUCUGCAGUCAGCUGCUGCAUAUGUACUGCUUUUUUGCAGCUGAUUAAUCUGUACUGUUGCGUGUAGAAUUUGGCAGCUAUUAUUGCUCAUUGCUUUUGCUUUUGCUGCUAUCCUAUAUAUUAUGAUUCAGUUCUUGA
Messenger RNA from Argentina anserina (silverweed cinquefoil), 1268 nucleotides. RefSeq names its product ethylene-responsive transcription factor ERF027. Lineage: Eukaryota; Viridiplantae; Streptophyta; Magnoliopsida; Rosales; Rosaceae. Bases 105 to 845 code for a protein of 246 amino acids. The transcript has a single exon. Gene Ontology annotation, biological process: regulation of DNA-templated transcription. The record is from RefSeq and is a predicted model, not a curated record. Gene Ontology annotation, molecular function: DNA binding; DNA-binding transcription factor activity.